Vicia villosa (hairy vetch) is the source of this 1774-nucleotide messenger RNA. Its product is annotated as pentatricopeptide repeat-containing protein At3g04760, chloroplastic-like. The record is from RefSeq and is a predicted model, not a curated record. Gene Ontology annotation, molecular function: protein binding. NCBI's taxonomy places the organism in Eukaryota, Viridiplantae, Streptophyta, Magnoliopsida, Fabales, Fabaceae. Bases 98 to 1606 code for a protein of 502 amino acids. The transcript is spliced from 2 exons.
UCAGAAAUCCCCCGAACCAAACACACCCUUUUAAGAGAUUGGCCUUCUCUUUCUCUUCUCUUAUCUCUGACACUACAUUUUCUCCAAAACUCAACUUAUGAAUCUCAAACUACAACAACUGCAACAACAACAACAACCGACAACAUCAUCGUCACUAUCAAUGACAACAUUUUCAACUGAAUUCUUGUCACACACUCUCAAUUUCAGAAACCACCCAAACCGCACCUCUCGCCACUCAAAUCCAAACUCUAUCGUCACUUCCUCAACCCCACUUCUAAACGAAGGCAACACUAAUAAUAAUCGAAGAACACCAAUCAACCGAGAACAAUUCAGGGUCAAUGAAACAAGGCCAAAACUUGUUCAAAAUUGCGCCUUUCGAGACACCAAUUCCAUCAAAGCUCUCAACAAGUCAUGCAAAUCAGGUAAACACGAUGAGUCUCUCUACUUACUUCAGCGAAUGGUUAAUAGGGGUUAUAAACCUGAUGUUAUUCUUUGCACAAAAUUGAUUAAGGGUUUAUUCAAUUCUAAGAAAAUCGAGAAAGCUAUUCAAGUUAUGGAGAUUUUGGAAAAACACGGUGAGCCUGAUGUUUUCGCUUAUAAUGCUGUUCUAAAUGGGUUUUGUAAAGCUGAUAGAGUUGAUGCUGCUAAUAAGGUGCUUGAUAAAAUGAAAAAGAGAGGUUUUUUUCCUAAUGUUGUUGCUUAUAAUAUUCUUAUUGGGAAUCUUUGUGGGAAGGGUAAACUUGAUUUGGCUUUAAGAGUUAUGGAUCAGUUGUUGAAAGAUAAUUGUAGGCCAGAUGUUGUAACUUAUAAUAAUCUGAUUGAAGCAACUAUUAUCGAAGGUGGUAUCGACGAAGCUAUGAAGCUUUUGGAUGAGAUGUUGUCGAGAGGGCUUCGACCUAAUGCGAGUACUUACAAUGUUGUUGUUAAUGGUAUGUGUAGAGAAGGGUUGUUGGAUAGAACUUUUGAGUAUUUGGAUAAAAUGAUAUCAGAUGGUCGUUUGCCUGAUAUUAGUUGCUAUGACUCGAUCUUGGCUUCUCUGUGUAAGAAUGGACAUGUUGGUGAAGCUUUGCACAUCUUUAAGAAGCUCAGUGAAGUGGGCUGUCCUCCAGAUGCAAGUUCUUAUAAUACAUUGUUUGGUGCAUUGUGGAGCAGUGGCAAUGAAAUUAGAGCGUUAUGGAUGAUUCUAGAGAUGUUAAGCAAAGGCAUUGAUCCUAAUGAGAUCACCUAUAAUUCACUUAUUUCUCGCUUGUGCAAAGAUGGAUUGGUGGAUCAGGCAAUUGAGUUGCUGGUUGACAUGAUGGAGAGUCGCAAGUUUCAGCCUACUGUUAUUAGUUACAAUGCUGUUAUUCGUGGAUUGUGCAAGGUGCAAAGAGUCAUAGAUGCUAUUGAGGUGCUUGCUGCUAUGAAUCAGAGAGGAUGCUUGCCAAAUGAAACAACCUACACAUUGUUGAUUCGAGGGAUUGGUAUUGGAGGAUGGCGAAAUGACGCUAUGGAGUUGGCUAACUCACUUGUUAACAUGGAUGCUAUUUCGCAAGAUUCAUUCAAACGUUUGAAUAAAACGUUUCUUGCGAAUGAUGCGCACAACGAGCUCGCAAUAUCAGAAUGAACUAACUUCAUGGGCAUAAAAUUUAUUCAGGUUAUUGAAGUUUACACAAAUAUCAAAUGGAUGGUUACUUCUGACAACUAUAAUGUGGCUACUAAAACUCCACUGCCUCAGUUGAUGAACGAUGCGAUGAUCGUGGCAAAGCAGAAGGAUUUCGAUGUUUUCAGUGCC